GUAAAAAAUAAAAAUUCUUUUUAUUUAAAAAAAGCGUCUAUAAAAAUUUUAUCAUCACAUGAUAACGUUUUAAAAAAGUUAUAAAUACCAAGUGCACUUCUCGUUUACCUUGGGAACAAAUAAAUCGGUUUAUAUCUAAUAAAUUCUUAUAUUUUUUUAUUUAAAUUGUUUUUAUUCCUCAAGCAAAUGCAUUCUAUCUAUUAUUACCCAACAACUACAAUAAAUUCUUUUGAUUUAUACGACGAGUGUGGUUUUAUAGAACAAGAAUCCCCCUUCGAUGUAUCUAGUCUUAUAAAUUCACCACUUUCUUUAGAUAGUGAAUCUGGAAACAUGACAUCUUCUUCGGUCGAAACAUCUCCCGUAUUAAAUCAAGAUCCUUCUCCAAUGGUUCUUAUUAAACCUCCGUUCCCACCAACGAUAAAUAUCGAUGAUUUAGUAACGAGUAAACCUAAUGGGGACAAACCUUCAAAGUCUUCAAACGCAUUCAUUAUUUAUCGUAAAGCUUACGUAAAAGAACUUCACUCAAGAGGAAUUAAUCUUCAAAUGACUCAAAUAUCACCCAUGGUAUCAGAAUCAUGGAAACAAGAACCUGAUAGUGUUAAAGCUGAAUAUAAACGUCUUGCAGAAGCGGCAAAGAAACGUUAUAAAGAGAUGUGGCCUUCAAAACAAAGACGUAGACAACAUAGAAAACAUCAACAACAACAACAACCACUUCCACAAUCUCUUUUUAUCGAUAAUUCGAAACCAACAAACGAGCUUGGUUUAAGUAAUUUAACUCAAACUCCACCACAAACAGCAAUCGAUAUUAACCAAUGGGAUUUUUCACAAUCAUCCCUUUGGUCUCAUCAAGCAAUUUCACCGUUACAAAAUCUUACACUCGAUCCAAUGUUAUUAAAUUCAACCGAAGGACUUUAUAAUAAUAAUAAUACACCAAAUGCUACUCCACUUUUAAAAAAUGAAAUCGUUAAUUCUAGUAGCACAGUAAAUUCACCGUUAUUAAAUUUUCUUAUAAACAAUAAUGAACGUGGCAUUAAUCGUAAUAUUUCCGUACAAAAUAAUAGUAAUCACAAUCACAAAGGAACUUUAUUGGAAUAUCAUCAACUUAUGACAAAUUGGCAUAAAGAUUUAAAACGGCAAAAUCCUCACCCAUAUAAAACAUUUGCGGACGCUGCGAGCGUCACAUUUUUCGCACUUCAUUUAGUUUAAUUCAAAUUAUUAUCAUAUUUUUUUAUUAUAUAUAUAUAUAUAUUUUUUUUUUUCUUU
Molecule: messenger RNA, 1263 nt
Organism: Rhizophagus irregularis DAOM 181602=DAOM 197198
Lineage: Eukaryota; Fungi; Glomeromycota; Glomeromycetes; Glomerales; Glomeraceae
Source: RefSeq, a predicted model, not a curated record